AUAAAAUAUACACAGGUAGCCCUUGGAAGUAAUGGAGGUUCGGACGUAAACAUACUACUCACCGAGAAGGGAAUUCCGUGCUCUUUUACUUCUUGUGCCUCCCUGAAUUCCUCACCUGCCCAAGAUAAGAUGGCAAGCAUAAACGGAUUGCGACUGCUGUGCAGGGGAAUGGCUUCUCUGACACUGAGACAAGUUCAGUCCUCUGUAGGAGGCACACCAGCUUGUGGCCCGCUUUUGGAACAAGUAAGGAAACUAAAUAUACAUUAUGUUGAUCGACCUGCUCCUGGUGACAGAAAGAACUACAGGUUCAAAGUGCAUUAUCCUGAAGAUGGGCAAUAUACUGUCAAGCCUCUGAAAACCACAAAGUUAGCUGGGCGUCACCCUGAAACAGGACGUAUCAUAGUGGGAACACUUGGAGGAGGAGCAAAGCGGAAUUAUAGGUGGAUUGAUUGGUUCAGGACUGGCCCCAAAGAUGGAACUUUUUUAGAAGAAAGAGUUAUUCUGAUUCUCUACGACCCAAAUCGUUCAUCUCGCAUUGCUCUUGUUGGCAGUGGUGACAAUCUUAGGUACAUCCUUGCAACUGAGAAUAUGAAGGUUGGAGACCUUAUUAAAACAUCAUCUUACAUACCACGUAUCCCAGUGAGACCAAAGGAAGGCGAUGCAUAUCCUGUAGGAGCAUUACCUAUGGGGACAGUUGUAAAUAGCGUGGAAGUCUUUCCUGGUGAUGGGGCCCGGAUGGUGAAAGCAGCAGGUACAGGUGGACUGCUCAUGAGGAAACUUAGUAACAAGGUGAUCUUACAGUUGCCCUCAAAGCGAGAAGUUGCACUUGAUCCUGAGUGUAUGGCUACUGUUGGCCGGUUGUCAAACAUAGACCAUGGGAAUAAGCAUGUGGGAUCAGCACAGAGAAGGCGCUGGUUAGGCAGACGUCCAGCAUCUGGUCUAUGGCAAAGGAAGACUGGCUACAAUGGCAGAAAGAUCCGACCACUCCCGCCAGUGAAGGAGUACAAGGCCAAAAUCCCAGACACACCUGUCAUGAAAUUUACACUAAGUGGAGAGGGACCAACCAGACCUGUUAUUCCAAGCACUGAUAGGGUUACAUGAAUAUUUUUGCUGUUUCAGUUUAGAAAUGUAUAUAUGUAUAGUGUGAAAGUAUUUGGUAAUGUGUCCGUUAUGAUGGAAAAUAAAAAGGAAAUAUAAAA
Penaeus vannamei (Pacific white shrimp) is the source of this 1199-nucleotide messenger RNA. RefSeq names its product mitochondrial ribosomal protein L2 (gene mRpL2). Lineage: Eukaryota; Metazoa; Arthropoda; Malacostraca; Decapoda; Penaeidae. Gene Ontology annotation, biological process: mitochondrial translation. The record is from RefSeq and is a predicted model, not a curated record. Gene Ontology annotation, molecular function: RNA binding; structural constituent of ribosome. Gene Ontology annotation, cellular component: mitochondrial large ribosomal subunit; ribosome.